CAACGGCGACUUCAACACAAAAGUCAGUCGAGUGCAGCUUCAUAUUCUUCAACUCCUGUACACCUCUACAGGGCGACAGUUGACUCUCGACGCACCAAUUUCUUCGGCCAAGAUGGUUCUUGCAGCUGUUGGGCAGAUCUGCUCGACUGCGUCGAUGAUGCAUAACCUUGCGCAAUGUCAAAGGCUUGUUCACCGGGCUGUAGAAGCUGGAGCCAAGGCCCUGUUCCUCCCUGAAGCCUCCGAUUACAUAGCCUCAUCACCGGCCGAGUCAUUGUCGCUGUGUCAAGAUGUCACCAAAAGUCUCUUCGUGCGUGGCCUGCAGCAGGCCGCUCGAGAAAACAGAUUACCCAUCAACGUGGGGAUCCACGAGCCAACAGAGCCGCCCUCGAAAAAGAUUAAAAAUACCUUGAUAUGGAUCGAUAAGGAAGGCGAUAUCGUCCAUAGAUAUCAGAAACUACACCUGUUUGACAUUGACCUGCGACCGGAUGGCCCAAGAAUGAAGGAGAGUGAUUCUAUCGAAUCUGGGUCCGAGGUGACACAGCCAUACCCGUCAGUGCUCGGAAACGUUGGCAGUCUGAUCUGCUUCGAUUUGCGCUUUCCUGAGCCUGCGCUACGUUUACGUCGAUUAGGCGCCGACGUAGUGGUUUACCCGUCAGCAUUCACUGUGCCUACAGGAAAGUUGCACUGGGAAAUCCUGCUGCGAGCAAGGGCCAUAGAGACACAAAGUUGGGUGAUCGCAGCCGCGCAAUGUGGCCGGCACAAUGAAAAGCGGGUGAGUUUUGGGGAUACUAUUGUCAUCAAACCAACCGGCGAGGUCGCCGGACGACUAGACAGGGUCGAAGAUCUGAACAGUGAAGAGGAAAACGCACGCAAGCCAGACUUACUAACCGUCGACAUCGAUUUGGAGGCCGUCAAAGAUACGAGACGGACGAUACCUUUGCAGAGGAGGACUGAUGUGUACCCUGAAAUUUGAAUGAUUUCUACUCGGCAAGCUGCCUCAGAACAUGCUUCGGCGAUGACUACUGUCGUCUCCUUUGACCGGCACUCGCCUCUUUCAUGUAUCUCCCUCUUACUGGUGAGAGAUCACUGCGUGAUGACAAGAAAGUUGUAUCGAAUUCACUUGACUGCAAGACGAAGCGACUACCAGCCAACAAGGUCAUGGCGAUUCUCUUUGUAUAUACAACACGAAGUACUCUGGAGGUAUGAGCGUUGAAAGUGUGGCGUCAUUGACUUGGUACACGCAUAGACCUAGUUCUGAAGGGAUAUAGAGUACAUAAAGGACACCAAGUCCGGAGAGGAAUUGCAUUGAUCCUGGAGGCUUCUCGUCCUCUUGUACGAAUACGAAAUAUCUGAUCGACG
Exophiala oligosperma is the source of this 1359-nucleotide messenger RNA. RefSeq lists its product as uncharacterized. Bases 113 to 973 code for a protein of 286 amino acids. The record is from RefSeq and is a predicted model, not a curated record. Gene Ontology annotation, molecular function: hydrolase activity, acting on carbon-nitrogen (but not peptide) bonds, in linear amides. The transcript is spliced from 3 exons. NCBI's taxonomy places the organism in Eukaryota, Fungi, Ascomycota, Eurotiomycetes, Chaetothyriales, Herpotrichiellaceae.